GGGAGGAGCUGAAAACGGAGAUAUAAAGCCGGACACGUUGUGGCUCCCGUAGUUUGCUGCAAUUACGUCAGUCAUGGCAGAUCACGUGGCGUUUGCUUACUUGAUCGCAGAUGAGCUGGAAGCAAUAGAAAAUCCAUUAUUUUUGCAAUACAUUGAGCACGAUGAGCAACAAAGAAUGGUUCCAAAAAUAGCCAAUUUUGUGGAGGAUGUUGUCCCUCUCUACAGUCUCUCAGAAUUUAGAAGUCAUUUCAGGCUUUCCAGAGAACAAGUGGAGGAUGUCAUCACUACCCUUGGUCCUGUGUAUAUGAAUUUACAACAGACCAAACUGCCACUCACGAACAGUGUUCUUGCCUGCCUUUGGACAUUGGUGAAUCAGGAGUCAUAUCGUGGGGUGGCAGAUAGAUUUAACAUGUCAAAAUCCACUCUUGCCAAGCAUCUCCAUGAGUUUUGUUACAAUAUUAACACAUACAUGGCCCACCACAUAUCCUGGCCCAGAGGUCAAAGGCUGGAGAUGUCAAAGUUAGGCUUUGACACAGCAGGUUUCCCCAACACUGUAUGUGCGGUAGAUGGGUGUCACAUUCCUAUAAUGAGACCCCACUGUGAUAAUCCCCUAGCAUACAUGAAUAGGAAACAGUUUUAUUCUGUAAAUUUAACUGGGUUUUGUGACAGUCAGCGGCGCUUCUGUCACAUUAGUGUGGGUCACCCUGGGAGUUGGCAUGAUGCCAGAGCAUUUCGCUUCACAGAAGUUUGUCGUGUUCUUGAAGAAGAUCCUCAUUCACUUGUUCCACAGGGAAUGCACAUAAUUGGGGAUUCUGCCUACCCUUUGUUGCCUCAAACUUAUGAGGCCUUAUAG
Messenger RNA from Carassius auratus (goldfish), 853 nucleotides. Its product is annotated as protein ALP1-like. NCBI's taxonomy places the organism in Eukaryota, Metazoa, Chordata, Actinopteri, Cypriniformes, Cyprinidae. The transcript is spliced from 3 exons. The coding region runs from base 74 to 853 and encodes 259 amino acids. The record is from RefSeq and is a predicted model, not a curated record.